This is a messenger RNA of Anguilla rostrata (American eel), 1588 nucleotides long. RefSeq names its product olfactory receptor 4S1-like. The coding region runs from base 194 to 1123 and encodes 309 amino acids. Gene Ontology annotation, biological process: G protein-coupled receptor signaling pathway; detection of chemical stimulus involved in sensory perception of smell. Gene Ontology annotation, cellular component: membrane. The transcript has a single exon. Gene Ontology annotation, molecular function: G protein-coupled receptor activity; odorant binding; olfactory receptor activity. The record is from RefSeq and is a predicted model, not a curated record. Lineage: Eukaryota; Metazoa; Chordata; Actinopteri; Anguilliformes; Anguillidae.
ACAAACCAAAUGAAGACUUUAGCCCUUUGGUUUGAAUGUCAGCAAAUGAUUUUGUUACUUUUCCAAGAUAUUUGUUAUUUUAAAAAACUGUUGUGGGAAUUUAACCAUUUUCUGUUUGUGAUGGAGGAAAAAUGAACACUGGAACAGCUGACGCAAGAACAUCUCGGAACCUCACACCUGCUAUAAAACUACCAUGGAGAACUCAACUAAAAUACUGUUUGUUCUGCAAGGACUGAAUGAGACGAUGUCAAGCAAACACACAUUCUUUGUCGUCACGUUUCUCGCUUACCUUUUUACAAUUUCAGUGAACCUGACUUUGAUUGCGACAAUUAUUUUGGAGAAAACGCUCCACGAGCCCAUGCUUAUAUUUCUCUGUAACUUGUGUGUAAAUGGGAUAUUUGGUGCCUCUACAUUUUAUCCAAAAAUAUUGGUGGACCUUUCAUCUGAUUUAAGUGUUAUUUCGUACGAAGCUUGCCUGACCCAAAUAUUUGUAAUAUAUAGCUAUGUAUUCUGUGAGACCACUACGCUAGCAGUGAUGGCUUAUGACAGGUAUAUCGCGAUAUGCAAACCUCUCAAUUACCACUCCAUCAUCACGCCUCAGAAGGUUGUGAAAUUAUUGCUUUUUACCUGGCUUUUAUGCAUUUGUGAAUCACUAUCAUUGGUGGCCCUGACAGCCAGACUACCCCUCUGUCGAUUCAACAUCGACAAACUUUACUGCACAGUUUGGGCCGUGGUGAAGCUGUCAUGCGUGGAUACCACUAUCAACAACGUGUAUGGGACAUUUCUCAUUUUUUUUAACAUUUCACAGGCAGUGCUGAUCUUGAUUUCCUAUGUCAAUAUCGUCAAAGCAUCUGUACGAUCGCAGGAAGAUCGGAGUAAGUUCAUGCAGACCUGUUUGCCCCAUUUAAUCUCAUUGACUAACUUCACGAUCGCACUCGUUUUUGACGUCUUGUACGCUCGCUACGGUCCCACCGCUCGUCUGCACGCUCUCCGCAGUUUCAUGUCCCUGGAAUACCUCCUUGUUCCACCGCUCCUAAAUCCCCUCAUUUAUGGCCUGAGGCUGAACCAGGUCCGCCGGAGAAUUUUUAGAUUUUGCAGCCAGAAAACACAUGCUCUGAAAUGAAUAUUGUGUCAAGUGUGCUGUCCAAGCAGGAAAUUAUGGAUUAAAAAAAAAAAAAUCUGUGAUUGGUUGAAUUUAACAUUUGGAGCUGAUACAUAGGCUUUUGAAUUGUUAUCAGUUCAGUUGUCUCAUUUUCUACCCAAAUUUUCUUCAAGAUGGAUUAAUAAUUCUUGUGAAGUGAUUUUGUUUGCAAACCCUGUAUAGCCUACUUUAAUUCUCUCGCACACAUUCAGGUAGGCCAACUGUAGGUGCUUGGCACACAGUAGCGUACACAUGUUUAGUCUCAGUGUUCUCACAGUGAAGCUGCUUCAUAGUUAAAAACCAACCCCUGUAGUGUGUCCGGUCUUCAAAACACAGAUAUAUUGCUUAUGUGCAUACCUUCCAAAGGCAUGGAUAUGCAACUGAUUUCAAUGAGGAAAUGUGUGAUAACAUAUUAGAUGAUAUAUAUACAGUAAAUGGAAAACUUGU